Messenger RNA from Alosa sapidissima (American shad), 1010 nucleotides. Its product is annotated as Golgi-associated plant pathogenesis-related protein 1-like. The record is from RefSeq and is a predicted model, not a curated record. The transcript is spliced from 6 exons. Bases 277 to 786 code for a protein of 169 amino acids. Gene Ontology annotation, cellular component: extracellular region. Lineage: Eukaryota; Metazoa; Chordata; Actinopteri; Clupeiformes; Clupeidae.
CAUGAGCAACAGUAAUAUGCUGUGCACCUGAGGAAUUCUUGUAAGCUGUAUCACUCUCUUGUUAUGUAAAUGGGCGACUUGACUACAUUUACUACACUGAGGAUCACAUGAAAAAGGUUGAGCACAGGCAUACAGCAGGUUGAAAUGAUGGGGGAGGGGGAGGAACAUGGGAAGCACAUAUAAAAGCAGCUGUGGGAGGCUCAAUGCAACAACAACAAGUCAGCGCAGCUAAACCAUCCUAUUUCCAAACCCUCCGCACGUAAAGACAAAAACACAAUGGCAGAUGAUAGCUUCAAGGCCGAGUUCCUGCAGACCCACAAUGAGUUGCGGGCCAAGCACGGCGUGCCAGCCCUGACCAUGAGCGAUGCCCUGUGCAAGUCUGCUCAGGCCUGGGCCGACCAUCUGAAGAGCACCAACAAGAACAGCAGCAAGAUAAACCUCCAGCACAGCAAAACCAAGAACGGAGAGAACCUCUACUUCUCCUCCAGCUCUGCAACCGUCAAACUAACCGGAAAAGAGGCAGUUGAGGUCUGGUACCGCGAGAUCAAGGAUUACAAUUUUAGUAAGCCUGGUUUUGGAUUUAACACAGGCCACUUUACCCAAGUUGUGUGGAAGUCUUCGACUGAAGUUGGUGUGGGUAUUGCCAUGGUUGAAAACGCAGUCUUUGUCGUAGGCCAGUACAGUCCUGCAGGAAAUAUAGCCACCGAUGACCACUUUGAGAAGAAUGUCCUGCCUGCAGCAGGUUGGUUUUCACGUUUGUGUUGCCGGUUAAAAUUGUCAAAAUGAAGAAUGGACUUCUGAUGUUUCUGUCAUUAUUAAAAAAAAAUCUGUCAAUGACUGAAAAUAUUCAUUUAACGCAACCUCUGCCUGCAGGUAAGCAUAGUACAUCAAUUGACCAUAGCUUUCUUUUAAAUCAAAUUGAAAGACCGAUCUAUUUUCUUUGGCCUUUAAUGUCCAUCAAUUAUCCCCUUGUUUGUUUAUUUAUCUUAUUUCUAUUUCUUUUCAGCAUU